AAACUGCAAUCCACAAUGUCUUGGAAAAUAAAACUUGUAGCCGCUACAAUAGCUAUCUCGUGUUCUUACAAAGUUUCUUAUGCAGAAACAGUUGUUGAUGAAGUUAAAAAGAAAGAACCUUGGAACCUAUUUUCCUGGUUUUCCUUUCAGUCGAAAGAUGAAAACGAAGCGGUGAAAGCUACUCGACUGUUAUUCUGGGGAAGUCUAAACGAUCCAUCGUCAACAACAAAGCAUCUAGAUGAAGAAGUUGCUUCCACCCAUAUUUCUAAGACAUCAGUUAGUAGGAAAUCCACUUUGCCACGUAUUGCACAAGUAAAAUGUCCGGAUAUUCAAAGUGUCUUGUAUUGGAAGUCGUCCUUCGCUUUUCUUUCAAAGAAAGGAGUUGUAUCUUUAUUUCAUGUCGAUGAUGCUUUUGGAGAUAGCGAACCUCACCAAUUGGAAUCAGGAAAUGUUGCUUUUAGAGGUAUAGCUUUAUCACCAAUAGGUCAGAAACUUUUGGCUUGGAGCCAACAAGGUGAAUUGUUUGGAGCUGAGUUUUCAGAGUCUGCUGUGUUGAAUAAGGUAUCUCGAAAUUGGAUUGGAGAACAUAAAGUAGAUCAUAUUCAUUGUGGAAAGAGUCAUUGUUUGGCUUUGACCAAACAGGGUGUUGUACUUUCAUGGGGAUUAUCGGAUUCCUUUGGACAACUAGGAAGAGGUCAAGUUACAUCUGAAGAUAAUUGUGAAACUCCAGGAGUUGUUGUUGUACCCAAAGACAUUCGAGUACAAAAGGUUUGUUGUGGUGAUGCACAUUCAGCAUUCUUAAUGGAAGAUGGCAGUGUUUGGACUUGUGGUAGUAAUCAGUGGCUACAAUUGGGAAAUAAAGAGGAACCUUGGAAGGAUGGAAAUGAUUAUCGUCCAACUCCUCAAAGAGUGCAAGGAAUUGGACAACGAGUUGCAACAGAUAUUGCUUGUGGUGCUCAUCAUACACUUAUUCUUAUUAAAGAUGGAACAGUUUAUUCUUGUGGCUUUGGACGAUGGGGACAAUUGGGACAUCAUAAUUAUGCUCAGCUUUCGUACUUGUCUCGUAUAAGUUGGUUAGAUGGUCUUAGAAAUGGAAGAAUUCGAGAUAUUGCUGCAGGCUCUAAUCAUUCUUGUUUAGUGACAACCGAUGGAAAAUUAUAUAGUUUGGGUGCCAAUUUUGCUGGUCAAUUAGGUAUUGGUACUCUACAACCCAGCGCCAUUCCUCGGUUGGUAAAAGGCUUAGAUCACUUUCAUGUGGAAAAAGUAUUUUGUUCCGGUGAUUGGACUGCAGUCGUUGGCUUCUUUGAAGAUUCAACCAACUUGUAAUAUAUCUGUUAGAAACAUGAGUUGUUGGU
Molecule: messenger RNA, 1355 nt
Organism: Galdieria sulphuraria
Lineage: Eukaryota; Rhodophyta; Bangiophyceae; Galdieriales; Galdieriaceae
Exons: 2
Coding region: 16-1326 (436 amino acids)
Cellular component (GO): cytoplasm
Molecular function (GO): guanyl-nucleotide exchange factor activity
Source: RefSeq, a predicted model, not a curated record